CUGGAAAAAUGGCACCAAAAUCUUCCGGAGAAUCCAGAAACACACAACAACAGCUGCUUCUGCUCGUCUCUCCUUUCCUGACCUCUGACCUAUGAUGUCAUUUCUACAUCCGGGAACUUCACUUGUAAGAAGAGAAAAUGGCGGACGGUCGGGAUGACGUCUGGAGGACUUUACGAGAACAACAUGUGACUGCACUGACCACCCUGACCAAUGUGGCCGCAGAAGCACCUUAUGUACCUUUUGCAGCUUUCAGCGAUGGGGACCUUAAGAUGGACAGUUCUGCAGGUCCCAGCCCAACCGGUGCUGGAGGGGGCUUUCUCUACCAACGGAGUAACAGUACCCACACUUCUGAGUCUUCAGUGCCAAAUACAGCGUUUGGUGAAACAGAUUUCAAGGCAGGUGACUUCGAGCAGCGGCCGUAUCGGCAGAACAGUUUUUCCAGCAGGGCGUCGACCGCUUCGGAAGGUUCCUCAGUUCCCAACACAGAUGAUGAGGACAGCGAUGCGCACCACAGCGCGUCCAGCUACAAGGAAAGGCGACGGAACGCGCACACGGCCGCGGAACAAAAGAGAAGAGAUGCGAUAAAGAAAGGGUAUGAUGAACUGCAGCAGAUGGUGCCCACAUGCCAAACACAAGACCAGAUCGGCUCACAGAAACUGAGCAAGGCCACCGUUCUUCAGAGAUCCAUUGACUACAUCAGCUUUCUGGUGCAGCAGAAGAAGAAACAGGAAGAUGAGUUGGACGCACUCAGGAAGGACGUCAUGGCUCUCAAAAUCAUGAAGGGGAAUUAUGAGGAGAUAGUAGAAGCCCAUCAGAACACGCCGACCCAAGGCCAGAACCAGGUGUCAGACGAGGUCAAGUUCAAUGUGUUCCGCUCGGUGAUGGACCACCAGUUCCAGUCCUUUAACCAGUCCAUCUCUGUGGCCAGCUUUGCGGAGCUGUCGGCCUGUGUCUUCAGUUGGUUGGAAGAACACUGCAAACCUCAGACAUUACGAGAACUUAUGCUGGGGGUUUUGAGACAAGUCAACAACCAGCUCUUUUAGCAGUUCCUGGGUCUACAAGGAUAUAUGGGGAAAAUAUAUGGAAAGACCAGAAGUGAUUUGUUUUUCACAACAUUUAUUUAUGUCUUGUCAUAUUGUGCACCAGAUGCAAUUUUGCUCUUUUCAUAAAUUUAGUUUAUUAUCCGUACUGCUUUACAGCUGUAUGUAACAAAUACUAGUCAAAUUUGAUACAUUUCUACUUGACAAAAACUGUUAACUUGGAUUUCUCUAUUACUGAAGCAGUUUGAAUUAACAAGGACACAGCAAGUCCUUUUGGCCUGCUUGCUGUCUGCUUCCCAUAUACAUGUAGUUCACAAGCCAUAUUUGUAUUAUAUUUUCUAUUGUACAUAGGUUUGAUAUGAGAAGUAUUGUAAAUAUUGCUCUUCAGUAUGCAUUGUUUCAUUGAUGACCUUUACUGCCAUGGCACAUUAGAUAAUUUCUAAUAUGCCAGUAGUGUAGUUCUUAAGGAAUGUGAAAAUGCAUUUGUACAUUUAUAAGACAUCACCAAAAUCUUGAAAACAGUGCAGCAUCCUAGGAUGAUAAUGAAUUUCAAACUUGGACAUAAGCAGCAUUAUUUUGUACUCUUAGUAAUCUGUAUUUCAAUUUGACACCAGUGGAUUAAUAUAAUGAAAGCUAUGGCAGUUUUGUAAAGAUCAUACUGAUAUUUGACAUUUUUUGUUUUGUUUUGAACAAUUAAUUGCAGAACAGUAAUACUAUAUCAUGUAUAUGAAACAGAUUGGGUCAUUAUUCAUAUUGUUGUAUUGAAUAUUGUAUAAUGACUUGUGAAUAAAACAAUAGCCAUUUUUUU
This is a messenger RNA of Branchiostoma floridae (Florida lancelet), 1848 nucleotides long. RefSeq names its product max-like protein X. Gene Ontology annotation, cellular component: nucleus. NCBI's taxonomy places the organism in Eukaryota, Metazoa, Chordata, Leptocardii, Amphioxiformes, Branchiostomatidae. Gene Ontology annotation, molecular function: DNA-binding transcription factor activity, RNA polymerase II-specific; RNA polymerase II cis-regulatory region sequence-specific DNA binding; protein dimerization activity. Bases 138 to 1043 code for a protein of 301 amino acids. Gene Ontology annotation, biological process: regulation of transcription by RNA polymerase II. The transcript is spliced from 9 exons. The record is from RefSeq and is a predicted model, not a curated record.